CAUACAUCGUAUUUGGUCACACCUCAUUGGCGACUUCAACAGAAAUGAAAGUCGAGGUGAUCUUCAGUGUCAAUGUUAACGGCAAUCAGAACUGUCCAUCAGGCGUGCAGUGAGUGCUUCAUUAUGAGACUUACCCUCUUCCAGGUCGUGUACCUACUCACCCUUCUAACGCUCUCCGAUUUGCGAUCUCCCGAGGUUUACGAAAGCGUAGAUGAGGCCGCAACGGGUAACACCAAUCGAACGGGGAAUUUCGCAUCGAUUUCCCAACAGGACCGUCGAAAAUGGAGAUAUUUGGAGCAGCAGGUGGUCGACGCCCGACAUCAGGCCAGAAAUCGAGCGGUGAAGGGUCGGAAGCCAUCGGCUUUGAGGAAACGCGAUCUUAACGGCAUCCAUCCGAUAUCGCUCAACAACGCCCUAACGUACGUCGGCGAUAAGGAGGACCAAAUUAGUGUGCUGAACUCGCUCCUGGGAAAGGCACCCCUGGUGCAACUGCAAGAGCUCCAGCAGAUGUUGAGUGGGAAGGAUCACACGCCCAUCAUCGAAGACGUGGUGGACAUCGAAAACCCUCUGACCCGUCCUAAUGUUAAAACGGAUCCCGCGCCACCUGAACUUCAGGAGGCGGUGGCGAACACAUUCGCCCAAAGCCAGUUUAAGCAUCCGAGUUACGGACACGUUGUCUUAGUCCAGCCACGGAAGAACUCCGUUUUCCGGCAGGAUAACGUAAGUACCCCACCGAGACCUAAGCGCGACAGUGACUUCGACGACGAUUACGAUUUAGAGCAUAGUGACAGUGAAAGUGCGGGUGACCAAAAACGGUACUACAUCCACGAAACCACCACCGACCGAAAACCCAUCAAUUACAUCGUGAUCAACAACUCAAACGACCACCACACCUCCAGCAAACACGAACACCACAAACACAACCGGCCCAAACGCAAACACAGAACGCGCAAGCGGCCCCAUUUCCGCACCACCCGCAAACGAAAAAGAAAGAGACAACCAAAAAAGCUAAACAAAUUAAAGUACGUCCUGGGCAAAAUCGACGGUACCCACGGAUAGUGAGAGUCGGCCGCUUAAUUUAAAUAAAUUGUCAUCAUCCAAUCGGUAAAAGUUAAUAAACGAUUAUGCAAAUAAGAGUCUUUGAAUUAAUCACUUUCGCUUAGUCCCGUUUAAUUAUCGCCGAAGACUUUCUUA
Molecule: messenger RNA, 1194 nt
Organism: Photinus pyralis (common eastern firefly)
Lineage: Eukaryota; Metazoa; Arthropoda; Insecta; Coleoptera; Lampyridae
Exons: 2
Coding region: 73-1059 (328 amino acids)
Cellular component (GO): extracellular matrix
Source: RefSeq, a predicted model, not a curated record